Messenger RNA from Solanum pennellii, 1045 nucleotides. RefSeq lists its product as uncharacterized. The transcript has 3 exons. Gene Ontology annotation, molecular function: cysteine-type peptidase activity. The coding region runs from base 3 to 965 and encodes 320 amino acids. Gene Ontology annotation, biological process: proteolysis. NCBI's taxonomy places the organism in Eukaryota, Viridiplantae, Streptophyta, Magnoliopsida, Solanales, Solanaceae. The record is from RefSeq and is a predicted model, not a curated record.
UUAUGUAUCAUAUAUGCAGGAACCCAUCGGACGAUAAAUACAGAUCAAGAUCUUCUUCUUUUGGAUUUACGAUGAUGGACUUUGUUGUUGCUUUUCCAAUGAACAAGAAUUGGUUUUAUGCCAUGUCACAGCCAAACAAAUGUUGGUCUGAUGAGCACAUCGAUGUGAUUUUUUACUACCUUCGUAAAAAAUCAAAACUUUGCAGCAUGGAUCAAUACAGAUACACAACAACCCACUGUUUGUUCAUGUCACAUGUAAAAAUCUGUAAUGAUAGAUAUUACAUGGACGAUGAUGAUGAUAGUCUUACUACACAAGAACAUAUUGAUUGCGCUUCAGUUGUAUCUGUACAUGAGAGGUCAAUAAUUAACAUCAUCAAAGGGUUUGGAAUACCAGCUGCUUUACCAUGGCAUCUUGUAGAUGAGGUCUACAUCCCAAUUAACUGUGAUCAAGAAUUUUAUUGGGUGUUGGCUGUUGUUGAGUUGAAAAACAGGUUGAUAAGGGUUUUUGACUCAUCAAUUAGCACAAGGAAAAAAACAAUUCCUCAUGAGAUCAAGAUGUUGUCUAAAAUGCUUCCUUCAUACCUACUUGACAGUGAAUUUUUUGAAGAAAAUGAACGCACAAAAUUUGCUGAUUGUCAUGCAUAUAAAGACAACAAUACUGGCUCACUUCUGGAGCCUCAAGUUCCUUUCAUGAUAGAAUUUGCACAAGACAUCCCUACACAGGAAUGCGAUAGCCUAGACUGUGGGUUAUAUGUUACUGCAUUUGCCGAGUAUAUCAGUGACCAAAUCAAUAUAUCAUAUGCUGAUUUUAAUCCUGAUUACCUGCGUCAAAGAUAUGGAGCAUUGCUGUGGAGUUAUGGAAGUGAGAAGGCUAAGUGCGGAUAUGUUAGCGACAAUGAUGAUCCACCAAAAUCCAGGGGCGUAGUCACACCACCACCAGAAGAAGAUUUAGUUCACAUAGUGUAGCAUUUCAUGAUAAAACAAUGUUUUAAUGUUAUAUUUAUUAUUUUUAUAUGUUAUUGAACAACUAUUUUUAUCCUUUUUAA